AUGGCCAGGCUCGCGGACUACUUUGUGGUUGUGGGUUACGACCUCGACAAACGAGAGGGAGAGGGCCAGGGCCGAAUCCUGCAGAGGUUUCCAGAGAAGGACUGGGAGGACAGCCCCUUCCCCCAGGGCAUCGAGCUGGUGUGUGUGUUGUGUGUGUGUGUGCAGCUGCAGAAGUGUGAGUCGAGGGAAGCGGACGAGGCAGAUGAGGAUCCGCAGGUUUCUCACACGGAGAGACUGUUCGGACCCAAGAGUCUGGUCCUGGUGUCACGACUCGACCACACAGAGGUCUUCAGGAACUGUCUGAGCCUGGUGUACACGGUUCAUGUGGAGCGCCUCUCUGUUCCUCUGGAGACCGUGGUGGGAAACCUGCUCACCUGCGUCAUCCCCAUCGCCGGAGGAGCUCAGAGUGACGACUCCUCUUGUAGUUUAGACUCUCUGUCCUGUGACUGGCUGCUCACCUGUCUCCAGCCGGAGCCGGAGGAGAGAGAGGAGAGUUUGAGGACCAUCACGCUCGGCGCCGGGGACAGGCAGGUGAUCCAGACGCCUGUCACGGACUCGCUCCCCGUCAGCGGCAGCAGCGUCGCUCAGCUCUUCAGACAACUCGGUAUCGUGAACGUGCUCUGUCUGUUCUGUGCGGCUCUGACUGAACAUAAGAUCCUGUUUUUGUCGAGUAGUUAUCAGAGGCUGACGGACGCGUGCAGAGGGCUUCUGUCCAUCAUGUUCCCGCUCAAAUACAGUUUCACGUACGUCCCCAUUCUUCCCGGUAAACUUCUGGAGGUCCUGAGCACGCCCACCCCCUUCAUCAUCGGAGUCAACUCUUUCUUCAAAUCUGAGACGCAAGAACUGUUGGACGUGAUCAUCGCUGACCUGGACGGUGGAACAGUGACGAUCCCCGAGUGCGUCCACAUCUCUCUCCUGCCUGAACCUCUGCUGCAGCAAACACAGACUCUGCUCUCGAUGGUUUUGGACCCAGAGUUGGAAGUCGCUGACCACGCCUUUCCCCCAGUCUGCAACCAGCCCUCCUCACUAAAAAUACAGGACAAAGAGAUCCGUGCCGUGUUCCUGUGGCUCUUCGCUCGCCUCUUUCGGGGAUAUCGAUGGUGUUUACACAUAAUCCGCAUCCACCCUGAGCCCGUCAUCCGCUUCCACAAGGCUGCGUUCUUGGGUAAAAGAGCUCUGUCUGAGGACGACUUCCUGAUGAAGGUUCUGGAUGGAAUGGCCUUCGCCGGGUUUGUGUCUGAGCGAGGACCUCCCUACAGAACCACGGACCUGUUCGACGAUCUCAUGGCCAAUCAGGUGGAGAGGAUUCGACAGGCGGAGGGCGACCCCCACAGAACCAUGAACCACAUCAAGGAACUGGCAGAACAUCUCUUUAAAAACGAGAACCCGUACCCCACCGUGUCAAUGCACAAACUGCAGCGUCCGUCAGAAAACGCCCAGACUCCGCACUCCCCGUUCCCGCCGCUGGACGACGUGGCCGUUCAGCUCUUCGUGGACCACGCUGCUGCUAAACUCAAGACGGCGCCCCCUGUGGUGAAGGCCGAGGUCAAGGCCAUGGUGCCCUCCGGACCUCCUCUGGGCGACACGGUGGACCGGAACAGUCACGUGAUGGCGAACAGCGCCCGCAGACUGGAGGUGGUCAGAAACUGCAUCACCUACAUCUUCGAGAACAAGAUGCUGGAGGCCAAGAAGCUGAUGCCUGCCGUGCUGCGAGCGCUCAAAGGCCGAGCUGCUCGUGUGUGUCUCACUCAGGAGUUAAACCAACACGUCCUUCAGAACAGAGCUGUUCUAGACGACCAGCAGUUUGAUUACAUCGUCCGCAUGAUGAACUGCACUCUACAGGACUGCUCUCACAUGGACGAACACGGCAUCGCUGCUGCUCUGCUCCCUCUGGUCACGGCCUUCUGCAGAAAGCUGGGCGCAGGGAUCACACAGUUCGCCUACAGCUGCGUCCAGGAGCACACGGUCUGGACCAACAUGCAGUUCUGGGAGGCCAUGUUCUACAGCGACGUUCAGAACCACAUCCGGGCUCUGUACCUGGAGAGCGAAGAGGAGCAGGGCAACCACGAGCAGGAGGGCGAGGACGGCAGGCGGGAGCUGAGCGCGCUGGAGCUGGCGUCGGAGCAGAACCGUCUGUGGCCGACUCUGAGUAAAGAGCUUCAGACUGAGCGCGUGCAGAAGGAGGAGAGCACCGUGUUCAGUCAGGCCAUCCACUACGCCAACCGCAUGAGCUACCUCCUCCUGCCCCUGGACACCAGCAAGAACCGACUACUGCGGAGCUCCGGCCUCGGCGACGUGGAGAGCGUCAGCAACAGCUACGUCACAAACAGUAUCGCGGGCAGCAUGGCGGAGAGCUACGACACGGAGAGCGGCUUUGAGGACGCAGAGAGCUCAGACGUGGCCAACUCUGUGGUCAGGUUCAUCAACAGAUUUGUGGACAAAGUCUGCAACGAGAGCGGAGUCACCAACGAGCACCUGAAGGCCCUGCACGCCAUGAUCCCAGACAUUGUUCAGAUGCACAUAGAGACUCUGGACGCCGUGCACAGGGAGAGCAAGCGCCUGCCCCCCAUCCAAAAGCCGAAGUUGCUGCGUCCGACGCUGCUGCCCGGGGAGGAGCUGGUGAUGGAGGGCAUGAGGGUGCAUCUGGUGCCCGACGGGCGAGAGGAGGCCACGGGGACGAUGGGAGGACCUCCCCUGCUGCCGGCAGAGGGCGCAAUCUUCCUCACCACGUACAGGCUGAUCUUCAGAGGAACACCUACUGAUCCUCUGGUGGGGGAGCAGGUGGUGACUCGUUCUUUCCCCGUCGCGUCGCUCACUAAAGAGAAGAGGAUCUCUGUGUCUUUGCCCAUGGACCAGUUUGUGCAGGAGGGACUGCAGCUGCGCUCCUGCACGUUUCAGCUGCUGAAGAUCGCGUUCGAUGAGGAGGUGGCCUCGGACUUGGCUGAAGUGUUCAGGAAGCACAUGCACAAGCUGCGUUACCCUCCUCACGUCCAGGGCACCUUCGCCUUCACCGUGGGUCAGAGCGGGAAGCUGGUGGUGGAGCACAAAGCCAAGGACAAGAACCAGUCCCUCAAAACUUUGUCCAAAAACCUGGUGAAAAGUGCCAAGCGGACGAUCGGGCGACAGUACGUGACCAGGAAGAAGUACGCCCCUCCCACCUGGGAAAACCGCGGCAGCUUCCAGUCCGAGCUCGACGAGGACGAGAUCUCAGUCUCCGAGGAGGUGGAGCCGACCGCCAUGACCCUCUCCUCCACCAUCCGCUCCUCGGACAGACAGACCAUGAGCAACGCCGUGGAGCGGGCCUGCUGCAGAGACUACCAGAGGCUCGGACUGGGCACGCUCAGCAACAGCCUCACGCGCUCCAAAAACGAACCCUUCAGGAUCAGCACGGUCAACCGCAUGUACACCGUCUGCAGGAGUUACCCCGGGCUGCUGAUCGUGCCUCAGUCCAUCCCGGACCAGAGCCUCCAGAGGAUCUCCAGAUGUUACAGACAGUCCCGUUUCCCCGUGGUCUGCUGGAGGAACACUCGCACUAAAGCCGUGUUACUGCGCUCCGCCGGGCUCCACGCCAAAGGGGUCGUGGGCUUCUUCAAGUCGCCCAACGCUCCAGCCGCAGUCCCGUCUCAGGCCGACUCCACCAGUCUGGAGCAGGAGAAGUACCUCCAGGCCAUCAUCAGCUCCAUGCCCUCGUACAGCGAGAACAACGGGAGAAAUACGCUGAGCGGGUUCACCUCUGCACAAAUGAACUCCUCAGAUUUGUCGGACAGAUUACGGCCGGCGAAGCUCGGAGCUUUGUUCAAACAGGUGGCGGGAGGUAAAGAGGACGCCCCCGGAACCUUCAGUCGAGGAGCUCUGGGUCAAAGGGCGAAGGUCAUCUCUCUGUCUCAGCCCAAAGUGUCGACAAAAGGCAAGAGCAGUCCGCGAGGUAAAUGGGGCAGUAUCCGGGGCAGUGGGCGACUCAGCGCGUAUAACCCGGACGUGGGCACUCGUCUGGCGGGCAAAGAGUCUCCGCAGCCCAACGGAGCUCUGACCGAAGCGCUGUUCCUCCGCCAGCAGAGGGCGUUCCUCUACAUCAUCGGGGACAAGGCUCAGCUCAAGGGGGGUAAGCAGGACUCGUUCCAGCAGUGGGAGGUGGUGCCCAUCGAGGUGUGUGACGUUCGACAGGUGAAGAACAGUUUUAAGAAGCUGAUGAAGGCCUGUGUGCCGAGCUCCUCCUCCACAGACCCAAACAUGAGCUUCCUGCGCAGCCUGGAGGACUCCGAGUGGAUGAGUCUGCUGCACAGGGUCCUGCAGGUGUCUGUGCUGGUGGUGGAGCUUUUAGACGCUGGUUCCUCUGUGAUGGUGAGCCUGGAGGACGGCUGGGACGUGACCACGCAGGUGGUGUCGCUGGUGCAGCUGCUCUCGGACCCGUAUUACCGCACUCUGGACGGGUUCCGGCUGCUGGUGGAGAAGGACUGGCUGUCGUUCGGACAUCGCUUCAGUCACAGAGGAGCUCAGACUCUGGCGUCUCAGAGCAGCGGCUUCACUCCGGUGUUUCUGCAGUUCCUCGACUGUGUGCAUCAGAUCCACCUGCAGUUCCCCAUGGAGUUUGAGUUCAGUCAGUAUUACCUCAAGUUUCUGGCCUAUCACUACGUCUCCAACCGCUUCAGGACGUUUCUGCUGGACUCAGACUACGAGCUGGGAGUGUUGUACGAGGAGAAGGGAGACCGGCGGCCUCCUCAGGUCUGUAAGUCGGUGUGGGAUUACAUCGACCGACUCAACAAGAAAACUCCAGUCUUCUACAACUACAUGUUCGCACCAGAGGACGACGAGGUUCUGCGUCCGUACACGUUCAUCUCUAACCUGAAGGUGUGGGACUUCUACACGGAGGAGACUCUGUCCGAGGGGCCGCCGUACGACUGGGAGCUCCGCCCGCAGAGACCAGACAAAGUCCAGGACGAGAACCCGGACAAGACCGAGUCCGGACCCAAGUCCCUGCGGCGCGUGGUCUGGCCCUGCUACGACAGUCUGAGCAAAGUCCUGCCAGACUCCAUCAGCAAACUGCUCCAGGACCUGCAGAGUCUGGAGACGGAGCUCGGAGUGAACCCCGAGAAGUGGAAGGACACGUGGGACAAACUGAAGGCGGCGCAGAGACAAGACGGAAAACUGGAGAGCAAGCCGUCCUUCUCCAGCUCUCUGCUCAUGUCGUCCAACCUGGGCCACCAGAGGCGCUGUCAGACGGUUUACCUGCAGGACAGCCCCUCCUCCCUCACGCUGGGCUUAGACUGCGAAGCCUCCGCCACCUCCACCCCCACCCAAGGGCGACAGAGCACCAGCGCCCUCUACAGCCAGUUCCAGAGCAGCGAGAGCGAGAACAGGAGUUUUGAAGGAAUCCUGUUUAAGAAAGGAGCUCUGCUGAAGCCGUGGAGACCGCGAUGGUUCGUCCUGGACAAAACAAAACACCAGCUGCGUUACUACGAGGCGCGUCAGGAUAAGGAGUGUAAAGGCGUGAUCGAUCUCGCCGAGGUGGAGACGGUUGUCGUGGCGACGCCGACGAUGGGAGCGCCCAAAAACGUGGAGGAGAAAGCCUUUUUCGACUUGAAGACGACGCGGCGCGUGUAUAACUUCUGUGCACAGGACUCUUUCCUGGCGUCUCAGUGGAUCGAGGCCAUUCAGAACUGUCUCUCUGACGCGUGAAAAACAAAAGGACUUCACCCACGAAGCCGAAAUACGAGACCGACAGACUCUGAGAAGCUUCGAGCCACGAGCGACGCCGCGACUCUUCAGUGUUUCAGACAAAAGACGAGGGAAAGUCGACAAAAAGAAACGUUUAAUAUGGACCACGCAGGGUUUGUCCAGAUCCUCCAGCUGACACCGAGAAAACGAGGGAGGAAUGACGGAUAGACGCCGAAACGGAGGAGGACGAGGAGGAGGACGAGGACGAGGAGGAGGAGGAGAGAUGUUGAUGGACCAAACACGAUGCCUCUGAACUGCCUGUGUGCGUUUUUGAAAUGAGGAGGUGCGAAACCAGGACCAAGAUCGAGCGCUGCGAUUGGUUUAGAAAAGGUGAAAGUGUUUGGUUUGGAGGAGACGGGAGCAAAGGUCAAAUGUGAAUCAAAACCAGGACUAAACCGGGACUAAACCAGGACUAGAUUACGUUCAGUUUGUUGUAAAGAAGACCUAUUCUUGGACUAAACCAGGACUAAAGCAGGAGUAAACCAGAAGUGUGUCUCAAAGAAAAUAUCAGGCUUAAUUUCGGAUUAAAUUGGGUCCAAACCAGGUCUAAACCAGGUCUAAACCAGGUCUAGAUUUCUUUACAGUGCAAGUGUAUCUCAAAGAUGAUGUCAGACUUUACCUUGGACUAAACCAGGUCUAAACCGAGGACUAAACCUGGACUAAAGCAGUGGAAGUGAGUCUGAAAGAAGUUAACAGACCUAACCUCAAACUAAACCAGGACUAAACCUGGACUAAACCAGAAGUGUGUCUCAAAGAAAACCUCAGACUUAACCAGGUCCAAACUAGGUCCAAACCAGGUCUAAACCAGGUCUAAACCAGGUGUAGAUUUCUUUCAGUCCAAGUUUAUCUCAAAGAAGAUACUGGACCUUGGCCUAAACCAGGUCUAAAGUAGGUCCAAACUAGGUCCAAACCAGGUCUAAACUCGGUCCAAAACUGGACUAAAUCAGUGCAAGUGAAUCUGAAAUAAGAUACCAGACCUAAACCUCAAACUAAACCAGGACUAAACCUGGACUAAACCAGGAUCUUCUCACUGCAAGACUCUUGAAUAAACCCGGACUCCAUCAGGACUCGGACUCCUGCAGAUCUUGAGCCUUUUCAUGGACCAAAAAUAACUUUGAACAGUUUAAAUUUUCUGUGUAUUUUCAUGUUUGACGUGAGGCUCCCGUCUGCUCCUCCAAACCUGUUUCACGUGGAGCUCAACAGCGCCCCCUGUGCCCAAACCUAACACCCCCUCGCUCACUUUCCCCACAGACUUUUACAAAGAUUCACAUUUCUAAAGUUUAAAACACUGACAGUUUCUCAAAUACUGACAAUUUAUAACGUUUACAUUGUAGAUUUUUUAAAAGUCAUCACUUUUAUUCUGCUCAAAUUACCUCAAAGCUGAAAUAUUUUUUUCGAUUACAAAUAAUGACAUUCAGACAUAAUUUUUAAUCGCAAUUAAUUUAAAAAUUACUUAAACCUUUUUACAGGCAAGUUUUCACAACAAAAUUUACCACAAAAAUGCAGAAGUUUUUCACUUUUAAACCUGAUUUUGAAAUUAAAAUUCACAGAAAUUUUGUAUUUUUUUGCCAUUUUUAAUUUAAUAAAAAUUGCAGUAUUAUAUAUUAUCAAGACGUUUAUUACAUCUUAAAGCUUCACUGCGUAACUUUUCUGGUGGAGGGUCUGCCGGCCGCUCGUCUCCAUGGAGAUGACUCAUCCAGCUUUGCCUGAAAUGUUCCACAGUGUGACCCCCGAACCCGCGUGUCCCGCAUGUGUUUAUGAUCACGAACACGCACACGGGGGUCGCCUCUCCGCAGAUCUGAACCGUAACCUGCUCGCCUGCUCGUCAUAGCAACAGUCCUCCGUCAGAAAAGUUCCACAGUGCAGCUUUAAUAUGAAUCUGGUCUCUGUUCUAAUGUGGUUUCCUCGUCACAAACAGAACCGGAGUUGUGUUUUUUUUGUUUCGUUCUCACACGUUUAACUCACAAACCUGCAGAUUCAGACCGAGAAAACACUCUGUUCCACCUCGUGAUGUCAUCUGGUGAUACAGGGAGUAGGGUCGGGUAUUAAGAAGUUGUCGAUACGAUACAUGAGUGAAAAAUCCCCAGGAAGAAUCCACGGCAAAAAGGGAAAUGAUACAGUAUCGAUAUCGUGGGCUGCUGUAUCGAUAUAUCGCCAAGAGGAUUUGUAGGUUUAUUUUACGAAAUUAUUUUGUGUAAGAGCUACAAAUGUGUUGACACCUUCACCGUUUUGAGUUUUUCAUCUUAACUUUGCACAAACUUUAAUAUUUUAAAAGUUUAAUAAGACUUUUAGUAUCAGAGCCAUGAUUUAGUCUUUGUUUUUUACUGAACCGUAUCGAAUCGUAUUGAAUGGAAAGCUCAGUGUAUUGAAAAGUAUCGUAUCGUAUCGUGGUCAGAGAAGUUUCCACCAGCGUCUGACCAGAACUGAAGAAGCAGCUUGGACGACCUGAGAAACGUUUCCAACCAAAUAAAUUUUUGUCCAGUCGAGAAAUUGAAUAUUCCCUUUCCCAUGAUCCGAUACAGACGUCGAUACACAGGCCACGAUACGAUACCUUUCAAUACACUGAGCUUUCGAUUCAAUAUGAUUCGAUACUG
This is a messenger RNA of Boleophthalmus pectinirostris (great blue-spotted mudskipper), 8309 nucleotides long. It is a transcript of the gene sbf1, whose product is annotated as SET binding factor 1. The transcript is spliced from 42 exons. NCBI's taxonomy places the organism in Eukaryota, Metazoa, Chordata, Actinopteri, Gobiiformes, Gobiidae. Bases 1 to 5676 code for a protein of 1891 amino acids. The record is from RefSeq and is a predicted model, not a curated record.